Cadophora gregata is the source of this 2169-nucleotide messenger RNA. RefSeq names its product a-factor receptor (gene STE3). The record is from RefSeq and is a predicted model, not a curated record. Gene Ontology annotation, cellular component: membrane. The coding region runs from base 1 to 2169 and encodes 722 amino acids. Gene Ontology annotation, molecular function: mating-type factor pheromone receptor activity. Gene Ontology annotation, biological process: G protein-coupled receptor signaling pathway. The transcript has 3 exons. Lineage: Eukaryota; Fungi; Ascomycota; Leotiomycetes; Helotiales; Ploettnerulaceae.
AUGCAGAACACAGACGUCGCACCCAGCGUCACUAUCGAAGUGACGGACUUCGUCAUGCCGGAUGAAGUCGCCAAUCCAGUCAACGCCGUCGCCCUACCACUCUUCGCUGCUCUCGCCCUCCUCAUCACCUACCUACCUCUCCGAUCCUUCUACCGCGUCAAGAACAUCGCCGCUUGCAGCAUGAUGGCCGUCAUCGUAAUCAUCAACCUCAUGGCAUUCAUCAACGGAAUCCUCUGGCCCUCAGAUGACUGGACAAAAUGGUGGGAGGGGUACGGCCUCUGUGACGUCGAGGCGAUUCUCCGUUUCCCUAUCACCAUGGCUCUCGCUACUUCGCUCUGUUGUCUGACGAAAGGCCUGGCUGAUGCGUUGGAUACCGAGUGUGCAGUGUUCAAUCCGAGCAAGUCCCAGAGACGUAGGAAGGUUAUUGGGGAUGUGCUAUUCUGCUGGCUUCUGCCUGUGAUGAUGAUGGCGUUACAUUAUACGAUACAGGCUGGAAGAUAUAUGAUUAUUCCUGUUUGGGGAUGUGCCGAUCAGUUGGACAACUCGUGGCCGAUGUUGGUGAUCAUCAUCAUGUGGUGUCCGAUCUUCACUUUGCUGAAUGUGUACUAUGCCGCAAUCAUGUUCUACCGCCUCUACCGCCACCGCAAAACCAUCUCCGCCACCCUCACAAGUACCGGCUCCGGUCUCGCCCCCCGCAAAUUCAUCAAACUGGUCCUGAUCUCAGUCCUCCUCAUUGUCAUCUACCUUCCCAUCCAAGCGCUCUUCACUUUCUACGCCAUCCCCACAAAGUUCGUCCCUUACUCCUGGUCACGGAUCCACAACCCAGUGACCUGGUCACCCAUCCUCUUCAUUCACACUGGCAUGCAGCCCAGUCUGCAGUGGGCAGGCUGGGCAGGCGUUGUAGCGAGUGUAUUCAUGUUUGCGUUCUUCGGCUUCAAUGAUGACGCUGUUGAUACAUACAGGGCUGCAUUGGUGAACUGUGGCGCCGGGAGAAUCUGGCCAAGUUUGAAGCUCAGUAGGGAUGAGAGAAGGGCGAGUGAGACGCUGGUCAAUACCACGGGGUCGAAGAGUAGCUUUAAGAGCCAGCUUGAUCUUGUGGGUAAGGCGAUGAAGUACUUUGAUACGGAAAGUAGGACGGAUAGUCAUGCUACAGGGUCGACAUUGACUGAUAGAACUACCACCACUAUAUCACGCAAAGGCUCUCAGGGAACAUUCUCCAACGCUACAGACAACCUCUCACACAUCCCCACCAGCACAUCAACAAAUGCUUCUCUUCUCCAUAAGUCAGCUGCAAGUCACGACUCAGAUCAUCAGAUGUACUCUAAUAUCUUCUCGCAAAAUGGCCAGGUCGAUGAUAUCACACCCGCUCCAUCUCAGUUCCGAUAUGAGGACUCCAGUAUCUCACCAACCUGCUUCAACUCUUUACAGACACCGGCACAGACGCCAAGUUCGACUACACCCCUUCAAAGCAGUCUACACAGAGGUGUAUUCUCAAUGUUCAGAACACAUAUGAAUCUACCUUUCAGUGCAUUCGCUUCAUCCAAGCCCGCCUCCAAAGUAAAGCCAACCUCAAAGUCAAGAGAGCAAGCCGAGAUGAGCAUCAUCACCUCCCGCCACGACCAAGCCACCACCAACAAAGAAGCAGACCUCGAAGCCCAGGGCCCUACUGCAAAGUCUUUCCCGAUAGCCUGGCCACGACGCACCUCUGCUACUCCCAGCCACACAACCGUGAGCACAAAUAUCUGGUCUCCCGGCUCUACUUCUGGAACACCUUCAUCAUCGAGUCAACAGCCCAAGACCUCCACUGUCUCACACACCCUCGCCCACAGUCCCAAACUGUUCAUCGCUACUAUCGACAACGACGAAGGUUUCUUCGACCCUCACUCUCCGAAGAUGGGCACGCGCGCCUACCGGGAGCGAGAACGUCGUGAAUUCGCGGCUUCAGUCUCUACUGCUUCUAAGAUUACCUUACCUGUCUCUACAAGUCCAAGGAAGGAAUUGCAGACGCGGAUUUAUGCCGAUAAUGUGCAUCAAGAACUAGGUAUGCAGAUCCUUGCUCCCACUGAGACUAUCGAGGGUGGUAGGAAGGAAGGUAAGAAGAGCGAUCAGGGAAUGAGAGGUGUCAUCGUGACGAAGAGUCUGGAUAUCAAGGAGGAGAGGACUGGCUGA